Molecule: messenger RNA, 1269 nt
Organism: Sphaeroforma arctica JP610
Lineage: Eukaryota; Ichthyosporea; Ichthyophonida
Exons: 2
Coding region: 192-728 (178 amino acids)
Biological process (GO): regulation of transcription by RNA polymerase II
Cellular component (GO): nucleus
Molecular function (GO): DNA-binding transcription factor activity, RNA polymerase II-specific; RNA polymerase II cis-regulatory region sequence-specific DNA binding
Source: RefSeq, a predicted model, not a curated record
GUUGGGUCCAUACACGGCUCAUCACCGGCACAUCACCGGCACCCCCAGCGGGCAGCAGGUGACCCAGCGCAAAGUCUGACACUAAAUAUUUUUACGAUGUUCAAGUAUAUAGUAUAAAUAUCGGCAAUAUCACUAUAAUAUCUUUCACAUAGGCUAGACACAUCGGCUUUCAGUUUCAUCAACCAUUAAAUAUGUCUUUCUCCAUAUCGCUCGGUGCUUUGAGGCGAAUCGCCAGAACCACAACACGCACCCGACCUCUAGUGUUGACACCUGAUUACACAGCGAAAUUAAAGUAUUCAGCAUGUGUUUCAGUUCGCCCCAGGCAUGGUCUGCCGAUGAUUGCGAGGCUCUGUUCCUCAAAUAGUUUAUCGGUCCGAACCAUUAGAUCGACAUAUGCCACAGUGAAGCCAUAUGCGUGUGAGUAUCCCAAUUGCGUUUAUUCAUCUGGUCGUCGUACUGAUCUGAAGGUGCAUAUGCGUGUGCACACGGGCGAGCGUCCCUAUGCCUGUGAUUUCCCUGGGUGCGGUAGCAGCUUCGCGCAUAGAACUACGUUGGUGAAUCACAAACGCGUGUACUCGGGCGAGCGUCCCUUUGCCUGUGAUUUCCUUGGGUGUGGGAACACCUUCUCGCAAAGAACUACAUUGGCGAAUCACAUACGCAUCCACUGCCCUAUAUUUGUGAUUUCCCUGGGUGUGGUAACACCUUCGCGCAUAGAACUACGUUGGUGAAUCACAAACGCGUGCACUCGGGCGAGCGUCCCUAUGCCUGUGAUUUUCCUGGGUGUGGAAAGGAGUUCUCUCAAUGUGGUCAAUUGACAAGACACAAACGCCUGCACUCGGGCGAACGUCCCUAUGCGUGUGACUAGUUGCCAUGUUCAAACGAUCUGAUCAUUUCAUCACCGACGACGCGUGCACAAUGGCAAACACGGCUCAACCGAUUUAACAUAUCUAUAUGCACGCGACUCUAUUUAUAUACAUGCCAGACAUGCCUUGUAGCAAUGCACGAUAUAGGUGUUCAACACCGAGCCAUGAAUUCGUCCACUGAUAUACGAUUUAAGCUGUACUUCAAUUGUUUGUAUGCGAGCUUGAACACCUGCAGUCAAACUAUGGGCUGAACUGCGUGUAUUUUUCGCAAGCAUUUCGAGCUCAUUCGUCCCGGAGUAGUGUACGUGAUGUAAACUGUUAGAGAGAACCCGAUCUGCUUCUUGGCUGUAAGGUGUACCCUAAAGUGUAUAACGGGCGCCACCAAAUAAAGAUAAAUACAUGUAUU